UUCUAUUGUGUCUCCAAUCCUCUGCAGAAAGACAGACCGUCAGGUAGUAUGACCCGACGUGUGGCAGUGAUCGGGGCGGGUCCCUCAGGUCUGACCAGCAUCAAGAGCUGUCUGGAUGAGGGUCUGGAGCCCACCUGCUUUGAGAGCAGUGAUGACAUCGGGGGGCUGUGGAGGUUCAAGGUGAGGAGACGAGGAAAGGAAGCCAUUUUGGACUAUAGAGAUGCACCCCUCGUAACUGUGCAUCACCAACAGUGUUCCUGGGUGCAUCUGGAAUGACACCUUACUCAGGGUAUAGGGCACAACUUUUGACCAGAGCCCUAUGGGAGGAAAAAAAGGCCCUUUAUAGGAAAUAGUGUCAUUUCAGACAUACCCUUGUGUCUGUGUGUCCACAGGAAACCCCUGAGCCGGGCCGCUCUAGUAUCUACCGCUCCCUGGUGGUGAACACCUCCAAGGAGAUGAUGUGUUUCAGUGACUUCCCUAUGCCAGCUGACUACCCCAACUACAUGCUGCACUCCCAGCUGCUGCAGUACUUCAGGCUCUACGCUCAACACUUUGACCUCCUCAGACACAUCACCUUCCAGGUCACUACUCUCUCUCGUCUUUUCUCGUCUUUUAUCUCUCCUCUCUCUCUCUCCCUCUCUCUUCUCCUCCUUCCCCUGAUGAAGGACCUGUCCAAGUCAUUUAGACUCUACACGACUUUCUAUGAUCUGUUACUGUGUGUGUGUUUCAGACCAGCGUGCUGACCGUGAGACAGAGGCCAGACUUCAGUCGUUCAGGCCAGUGGGAGGUGGUGACAGAGAACAGAGAGGGACAGGAGGAGAGACAUGUCUUUGACGGGGUCCUGGUGUGUUCAGGACACUACACACACCCUGUCUCACCGCUAGACCAGUUCCCAGGUCAGUUUAAAGCAUCUAAACACUAUACACUAUCUAUAAACAAUCUAAACACUAUUUAUACACUAUACUCUAUAUACAGUUUUGAUACACCCAUAGAAGUGUCAACGUUUUGACCAUAAGGUCCUCGUCAAGCCUGUGUGUGUUUUUCCCCCCCCCUUUUUUCUAUGGCAUAUGUUUACAUCUGUGAAGUGUUUUGGAUGUGUGUAGCCAACAGGUACAAUACCUCUUCAACCACCUGAGUGUUGUUUCCCAUGCAGGCCAUGAGUCGUUCCCUGGCCGCUGCCUACACAGCUGGGCGUAUAAGGAUGCUGAUGCAUUCCGGGGGAAGAGGGUGGUGGUGGUGGGGAUCGGGAACUCUGGAGGGGACAUCGCUGUGGAGAUCAGCCGGGCUGCAGAGAAGGUGGGGCUCACCUGUCACAGGAGGACAUAUUUAAGCUAAUACUUUCUUGAGGUACAAAAGCGACCCAGGUUCAAACCCAGUGGUUCUCAUACUAUAAAGAGAGUUUGGCCAUUCAUGUCUGUCUCUCUAUUUCUCUGUUCUCCCAUUUCCCUUUCUUUCUUACAUCCCACCCCCCUAGACCUUCCUGAGUACCCGUAAGGGGGCGUGGGUGAUAGCUCGUAUGUCCAGUAGCGGUCUCCCUCUGGACAUGAUGGCCAUCUCGCGGCUCACCGCCCUGCUGACCUCCCUGCUGCCCAGAGCGCUGGUCAACUGGGCUGCAGAGAGAACCCUUAAUCACCGAUACGACCACCGCCUCUACGGCCUACAGCCCACACACAGGUGACCAGCACCCCACUACAGCCCACACACUGGUGACCAGCACCCUACUACAGCCCACACACAGGUGACCAGCACCAUAUUACAGCCCACACACAGGUGACCAGCACCAUAUUACAGCCCACACACAGGUGACCAGCACCCUACUAUAGCCCACACACAGGUGACCAGCACCAUAUUACAGCCCACACACAGGUGACCAGCACCAUAUUACAGCCCACACACAGGUGACCAGCACCCUACUACAGCCCACACACAGGUGACCAGCACCCUACUACAGCCCAUAUACAGGUGACCAGCACCCUACUACAGCCCACAUACAGGUGACCAGCACCAUAUUACAGCCCACACACAGAUGACCAGCACCCUACUACAGCCAACACACCGGUGACCAGCACCCUACUACAGCCAACACACCGGUGACCAGCACCCUACUACAGCCCGAAACAUAGGUGUGACAAAUAUGCAAAUGCACUAUGGCAACAUUUGAAAAUAUGAAAAACUAAGAAAAAACGAUCUCUCAUUUCUCUCUCUCUCUGUCCUCCCAGGCUGCUAGAGCGGAAGCCGCUGAUCAACGAUGACCUCCCAGGCCGUAUACUGCAGGGGGCAGUAGUGCUGAAGCCAGACCUGAGAGGGUUCCAGGGGUCCAGACUGCUGUUCCAGGAUGGAACCGCGGAGGAGGACAUUGAUGCAGUAGUCUUCUGUACCGGAUACAAUGGGACCUUCUCCUUCCUGCCCCCGUCACUAUGUCCAGGACCUGGGGGGGAGCUCACGCUGUACAGGUGCUUUAUAAUACUGGCCUGGACAGACGGUCAAAUCCUUACUUCCACUUAAGUCUAAUAUUUGCUCAGUCAUGAAUUGAUGUCAAUAGAGCAAGUUACAUUUCGACUUUAGGUACAGUUUGAAAUUUAGUCUGGUGGUCCCAAAUAGGGGAGGGUUGUGUGUUUUUUUUAUUGGGCACAGGGGAGGGUAGUGCAUUCACCCUUUUGCAGGUUUUACUAUAUCAUUUCUUCCAUCCUAGCCAAAUUUCCUCAUCUGCUUGCAUGCGCCUCCCCUAUAUUUUAUUUUUAUUUCAAGGUGUUUUAGUACUUCCCUUAUGCCAAGGCUAUUCAACUGGCGGCCUGCGUGCCAGAUCCGGCAGAUCCGGCCCGUUUAUUAAUAUAGACUGGCCCUUUGACCAUUAAUAAAAUAUCUGCAAAAAAAUCCCUGCUAAAAUCCGACUUUCAGUGACAAAAUGACGAGCACUAUUGUAGUUGUCUAUAGUGUGGUUUCUAUCCGUUUCUAGCGCCUAUGUGGCAUGUUGAUAAUUGUUUCUUUAUAUGAAUUUGGCUCUACCGUUUGAAUGGUUUAUGCUACAAAAUAUUAUGAGCCCAUUCCUUAAAGCUACAAUUUUUGGUGGGGUUGCACCUCGACUCACGUUGGCUGAGGGCCCUCCACUUCUUUCCUAGUUACUUUUAGCAACAUUUCAUUGUAAGAAAACUGCUUUAUUGGUGUGUGUGCAUUGCUUUUUAAUACAGUUCUUCCAAAGAAUAAUCGCAUGUGGAAAAUGUCCGGCCCCCCUGCAAUUAACCUUUUUUUACAUCUGGUCCCUGUAAGAAUAUAGUUGAAUAGCCCUGCCAUAUGCACUACGCUUUUCCACACGCUAACUAUACCACAGGUCAAUAUAGUCUAUCAGUCUGUCUAUCCUGCCCUUUAGCCACCAUUCAAAGUGACAAUAGUUGUAUAGGUGGAUAGUUUGUCCAGAGGGAUAUCCUACGAAGCAAGAUAGAUCUACUCAGGGUUUUUAAAGCUAACCAGCUUCAGUUAGUUUCACAUUCCAGCUUAUCCGUACUACGCUGGUGGAUAUUGCUUGUCUGCCUGCCUCUAACUGAACUCUAGCAGGCUUGUAACUGCACGUGCAUGGGUGAGACAGUGCUGCAUUUUUUUUUGCACUAAAAUCAAAACGAAAGAAAAGUUAUCUUGCAAAUUCAGCAGGCUAUGGUGUGAAAUAGGCUUUUAGAAGUGCCGUCUUUAUUUUAUUACUUGUCGUUAAUGCUGUCUUUGUUGUGCUUGGUGUGCUUAUCAGUGCACAAGCACCUUUUUUCCUACUCCUACUGAACAUUUUUACAUUGUGUGAAGUUUAAAGUGCAUUCUGUCUUUACUAAAUGUUCAGUUUAAACUCUGUUCAACCCCAGCUCUCCCGGGCUUGACCUGAAGAUUGAUUGUUGGACAUGACAGGUCCAUACUUAAUCUUUCAAACAUACAUAAACCCCACCUCAUCAUGCUGUAAUCAAUCAAGAAGUGUCACGUUCGUUUACAGACGGGUCAGACCAAGGCGCAGCGUGAUAUGCGUACAUGUUUAUUAUACUGAUAAACACCACGACAAAACAACAAAGGAAACGUGAAGUCCAAGGUACACAAACAACAUACCUCACACGGAACAAGAUCCCACAACCCACUAGUGCCAAUAGGCUGCCUAAGUAUGGUCCCCAAUCAGAGACAACGAGCGACAGCUGCCUCUGAUUAGGAACCACACCGGCCAACAUAGAAAUAGACAUACUAGAAUAUCAACAUAGAAAUAUACAACAUAGAACAUACACACCCUGACUCAACAUAUACGAGUCCCCUGAGUCAGGGCGUGACAAGAAGAUAGCCAAGGAGAGACAAAGGUUUAGCCUGAACUCUGUUCAACCCUUGCUCGUUCCAGGGAUAUGCCUAAGGCAGGGGUGUCAAACUCAUUCCAUGGAGGGCCUAGUGUCUGCAGGUUUUUGGUUUUUCCUUUCAAUUAAGCCCUAGACAACCAGGUGUGGGGAGUUCUUUACUAAUUAGUGACCUUAAUUCAUCAAUCAAGGACAAGGGAGGAGUGAAAACCCGCAGCCACUAGGCCCUCCGUGGAAUGAGUUUGACACGUGGCCUAAGGAGAGCCACAGGGUCAUAGUCUGGUUGCAGUCACAGAUAACAUAAGACAACUGUAGAAUUUGACCCAAUGACAGGGCAGAUGCCCAUCUUACACACACACAAACCUAGUGAGAGGAAUUCACUAAGUUCUUGCCUAGCAACAGCAAUGUACCAAUGUUUAAUUAUGACUCCUUGUUUGUCAUGUGUGUAAUUAACUUUGUUUAUCUCAUAGUUUACAGAAAAAUCACAAUCAAUAGCUCACCUCCAGAGUAUGCAUCAUGUUAAGUUAAUAAUAAUUUCAGGCAGUGAGCAAGGUACGCUGUACCAAUCUCCGUGCAGGAAGGAAACACAGAACCACACAGGUGGAGGCUAGGGUGGUGGGUGGGUGCAUGCAAGAAAAUGCAACUGCAUACUAUCCAGCAACCAACAGCAGGAGAGAUAGCAGAGAAUGAGUGAGUAAAACUGAUAAGCUUAUUAGACCGCCAUAUUAAGGUAGGAAGUGUUUGUAGAAUAUGAUUAGUGCAACGUCAGCUGAUGCAUCGCUGAAGCCUAUACUUGGGUUCCCUGUAUGAACUAGCGCUGAGCUUAACCUCUUAAGGAUCAGACUCUUUUUUUUCAAUUUUGGCCUAAAAUGACAUACCCAAAUCUAACUGCCUGUAGCUCAGGACCUGAAGCAAGGAUAUGCAUAUUCCUGAUACCAUUUGAAAGGAAACACUUUGAAGGUUGUGGAAAUGUGAAAUUAAUGUAGAAGAAUAUAACACAUUAGAUCUGGUAAAAGAUAAUACAAACAAAAAAACAUGCGUUUUCUAUUUAUUUUUUUGUUCCAUCAUCUUUGAAAUGCAAUAGAAAGGCCACAAUAUAAUAUUGCAGUUUAGGUGCAAUUUAGAUUCUGGACACUAGAUGGCAGCAGUGUGUGUGCAAAGUUUCAGAUUGAUCCAGUGAAACAUUGCAAUACUGGACUAUUUUGUCUGCCCAAAUGUGCCGAAUUGGUGAAUUGAUACAUUUUCAAAUACAUAACUAUAGAGAACAUACAACAAUGAUAUGGUAGUACAAAAUAUAAGUUUACACAUUCCAGGAAUGUCAUACAUGAUGGAUCAUUUGCUUAUUCACUAACUUUCACACAUCUAGAUGGCCGGGCGGGGUGGGUGUGGAGCCAGAGACAGCAGGGGUUCAAACUGUAGAACCCAGUUCCUACAUUUGAAUAUAAAAAUGGAUUUUAUCAAACAAAACUAUGCUACAUUUUAUCUCUGGGACCCUUAGGAUGACAAAUCAGAGCAAGAUUACUGAAUGUAAGUACAUUAUUUACCUUCAGAGGUUAAUGUAUCAAACCAGUUGCCCUGAUGAGUUUUUUGUUGUUGUGCACUCUCCUCAAACAAUAGCAUGGUAGUUUUUCACUGUAAUAGCUACUGUGAAUUGGACAGUGCUGUUAGAUUAACAAGAAUUUGAGCUUUCUGCCCAUAUAAGACAUGUCUAUGUCCUGGAAAGUUUGCUGUUACUUACAACAGUCAUGCUAAUCACAUUAGCGCACGUUAGCUCAACCGUCCCGUACACGGGACGCCGAUCCCGUAGAGGUUAAUGAGUAUGAGGGGGGAGGGUGUGCAAUUUAUUUUACAGUACAAGGAGAGGGUCAUAUGAAUAUAUUUUCUAUGUUGGGGAGGGGGGUGCAUUUCUUUUAUGACACUUUGAUUUGGACCAGCCCACCCAUCCCCUCCCUCCCCUCCCAGUAAAUUUUGAACUGUCCCUAAGUGAAUGUUAGGAUUUGCUCCUUUAAGAUACAGAAGAUAGAUCAACACUUGAUAGAUCCAAGAGGGGAAAUGGUGUCAUACUGUAUAAUUAACUGUAAAUUGCUUUAGGUAAAAGUGGUUGUGUUAUUUUAUUCCAGACGGGUGUUCCCUCCAGCUCUCGAGCGCCCCACGCUGGCCAUCAUGGGUCUGUUCCAGACUAAAGGACCCAUCUUUCCUGCAGUGGAGAUGCAGGCCCGCUGGGUCGCAAGGGUCAUCGCAGGUACACACAUACCUGGUCUAAACUAAUCUUGGCAACCCAAACCCGAAAAUCUCACAAACUACAAUACCAUUUAUCUUACAUAGUCUGUCCACAAGAGAUUAGGUCUAAACACACACACACAUUGGAACGACACAGACCUGUCUGAAUACACACACCUGGCAAACACAGCAAAGUUAGAAUUCUUCAUGGUUGUUUGUUGAAGGGUUGACCCAGCUCCCACCACAGAAAACGAUGCUGUCCAAAAUCGAGAUGGAGACAAAGAGGAACAUGAAGAGGUAAACAACAUGAAGAAGAGCUGCCUCAAUACCAGUAGCCAUUAGCCUUGCUUUGUCAUGAGUGAUUACCUUUGCUGUGACCUGCAGACUUGUCAAUUCCCAAAUCUAGGGCCUAGGCUUUUGUUCAGCGUGAAAUUAAGGCCUAGAGGUCACAAACGCCUUCUCUCUCCUCCCAACUUCUCUCUCUUUCUCCCUCUCCUCCGUCCUCUCCCCUUCUCUCUCUCAGUUACCCGUGUCCUAGACAGGCAGCUCUCCAGGUGGAUUAUAUACCAUACCUGGACUCCCUGGCUGAGCAGGUGGGGGUUCGUCCCAACAUCCUAGGGCUGCUGCUGAGGGAGCCUGGUGUGGGGCUGCGUGUGCUGCUGGGGCCCUGCACCCCUUACCAGUACCGUCUGAGAGGGCCAGGAAAGUGGGACGGGGCCCGACAGGCAAUCCUCACUCAGUGGGAGCGCGUAGCCCAGCCCUUCAGAACCAGGUAGGUAGCCCAAAGGGUAGAAGGGCAGAUUCAUUUCCCCUUGGGAAUCAAUAGAAUAUCAUCUCUUAUUUUUUAUUUUUUUAUUCUAUUGCAGGCUGGAGCCAGAGCCCCCCAGGCCCCGGGUCCUUCUGUCCCCCUGGCUGAUCACCCUGUCCGGGGGAGCUGUGAUGCUAGCUGUGGUCCUCUCCCAGUGUAAACUGACCUCAGCUCUACAGGACCUACUACAGGACCCAGCUCACCUGCCGGACUGGCUCUCAGCACUACUGGGGGGCUCGGAGUAG
Molecule: messenger RNA, 7583 nt
Organism: Coregonus sp. 'balchen'
Lineage: Eukaryota; Metazoa; Chordata; Actinopteri; Salmoniformes; Salmonidae
Source: the annotation of a GenBank genome assembly